AUGUCGUCGACGUACGAAUCACUCCUGCCACUCACCUUUGACUAUUCCGUUCCACCUCCAAGCAAGAAGGACUGUCUGUACGAGAAUUCACAUUGUAAUGGUGACGCCGUUUUGCACAGUCCCGUGCCAUCUCAACCAUCGAGUUUUCAGCGAAAAACUGUGUACAAAAAUGGAACCAUAGAAUUGACUAUUAUUGACGAUGAGCCGGCAUCGUCGACAUCAUCCUUACCGCACAGUAGUCAUGACACUGCUGAUCAACCCGAUGAAAUCGUCAAGAACCUUUCCGGAGUCGGCGAACUGCUGUCGUCGCUUCGAGGAGAAAAGACUGUGGAUAAGAAACGUAUCAUAUUAGAUAGCUAUGGAUUAGAUAUAAAUCGACCACGACGACCAUUGCCGGAAUGUAGAAUUGCCCAAGUCGUGCAGCGGGUGGCUUUCGGCGACCAUCAAGAAGCAUGUGACUUGCCUCCACCACCACCUCAUCCUACGGAUGUUGUGUCGGUUCGAAAGCUGAUGCGUUCGAAAAUGAUUCGCUGUAAGCGAUGCAAGAAUCGUUUCAUCGAGAGGAACAUUUACGAACGGCAUUUAAGGGACAAGCACCCUGAAGAUUAUACGGUGUAUAUUGAAGAGCAGGAAGCAGAAAUGGAGCAACAACGGCAGGAGGAGAUAGAAGCUAAUCGCAUAGAGGAAUUACAAACCGGUGGAUUUAUCCCACCGGAAUCGGAGAUCGAGGCCUCAACUUUUGAAGUGGACGUUGAGGGAAUUCCCCUUCCCGGUGAGAACAAUGGUGGCGUUGCUCCCCGUUUUGACCAGUAUGGAAGAUUAAAACAACUUAAGCGACCCUACAAGAAGAAGAUAUCUCCGCAAUGCCCUUUCUGUGAUAAACGGUUUCGCAAUGAAUACUCGUUAAAGAAGCACUUUAUCAAAAAACAUUCUGAAAUGGUUGAGUUCAAGCAGUGUACUCGGUGUUUCAAAUGCUUGAAAGAUGAAGAAGAAAUGGAAUCUCAUCUCUGUGAAUUAACGUUUGUCUGCUUCGAAUGCACGCCUAUUCGAAACCUAUGCAGUGAUGUACGCUUAUUAAAUCAUCGGAAGAAGUUUCAUCGAGGCGCAAAUUCUGGAUUCAAAUGUAAUCUAUGCAAUCUGAAGUUCUUAACACCGAGAAAAUUGCGUAAACAUAAAAAGAUGUCGCAUGUUUUCACAAAAACGUACCAGUGUCAUUUCUGUGAAGAGAUAUUCAUCAGCGAAGUGGCAGUGAUGACGCACGAACGGAUUCAUACUGGCAUUAUUAAAUUCGAAUGUCGGAUUUGUGACUUCAAAGCCAAUCGCUUCAUUCAAAUGGAGGAGCAUCGUAAAAACGAACACGGUUACAUUUGUGCGAUAUGUCAAGAACGAAUGGCUGAGUGGAGUGACAUGAAACAUCAUACGCUGCUGAAACAUGGUGGUUAUUUGACCACAGAGCAGAACGCAGGUAAAAUAUAUGCCGCUUUAAAAGGUGCAAGUGGAUCAUGGCAAAAAGGGAAUUCCCUCGUGGGGGUGGGCGUGUCUUUGGUCGCACGCUCUAUACGUCCGUUCGACGCACGAGCAGCACCGAGAGGGACCCUCUUUGUGAAGAGGAGGACCUCAACGGUCUUCUAUACCUCGGAUAUGGAUGGAAAUCCAAAUCGGCGGCUUGAGAAGGUUGGACUAUAUCAAGUAGGACGAGCAAUUGGUCGUGGUAAUUUCGCCACUGUUCGAUUAGCUAGGCAUGAUAUCGCAAAAACUAAGGUUGCACUGAAAAUAGUGGAUAGAGCGGCGCUUGAUGAAGAAAAUUUGAUACGAUUAGAACGUGAAAUGCAGAUAUUAACACGUGUAAAUCAUCCCCAUAUAGUGAAACUGUAUGAGAUAAUGAGGACCGAAUCGUCAAUUUAUAUAGUAACGCAAUAUUGUAGUGGUGGUGAACUAUUUGAAAUUUUAAUAGAACGUGGUAGGACGGCAGAAGAUGAAGCACGGCGAUGGUUUGGACAGAUUGCGUCCGCCGUUGCAUAUUUGCAUCAUAAGGGCAUUGUUCACCGUGAUUUGAAAGCCGAGAACAUUUUAUUGGAUAAAAAUAGUAAUAUUAAAAUAAUUGAUUUCGGUUUUUCGAACACCCAAGCCCCGUCGCAGUUAUUACGGACAUGGUGUGGCUCACCCCCUUAUGCUGCUCCAGAACUUUUAUUAGGUAAAGAAUACGAUGGUCUGAAAGCCGAUAUCUGGUCGCUGGGCGUCAUUUUGUACAUUCUCGUCACUGGUGGCUUCCCGUUUCCUGGCGACAACGUUGAGAAUCUGAAACGAGCCGUGUUGUCGUGUCAAAUGAAGAUCCCGUAUUGGGUGUCUGUCGAGUGCGCCGAUUUGAUUAAGAAAAUGUUAGUGUUCAAUCCAUUCAAACGUUGCGGGAUCAACGCCGUCAUGCAGCACCGGUGGCUAAUAAAUUGUCAGUCGGCGCAGACCCAUCUGAUGGUGAAGAAUAGUAUGCUAGCAUCGGCUGCAUCAAUGCCGGAACGACGAUCGUUAAAGCUGAAUCCAACGAUUUUAUUGUUUAUGCAGCAAUAUGGGCGAUGGACGGAGGAGCAAAUAGUUGACGAGGUUCUCAAGCAAAACUUCGAGAGUUCAAUCUUUGCUACCUACGAAUUGUUGUGCGAUAAAGUUGGAAAGAACUCCUUAGAAGGAACUAGUGAUGACCAUCCCAGGCGUGGUUCACGUGGAUCGAUUCUGAGUGGAAAAGCGAAUGUAGAACCAGAAUCCGUUACGCCUACGAUCUCUGCCCAUCAUCUCGCCCAGCUGAACUUGUCAACAAGUUUUGAAUGCUUCCUGUUUGAGGAUUCCGACGACUCAUCCACCUCUGACAUUUGUGAAGAUUCGCCAUCAAGUUCAAGUCGAAAUCGAGCUCGUGGACGGUGUCAAUUCGGUGUUGCAAUGAAACAAGAAGAAGGCAAUCGAAACGAGCAUAGGAGGCAUACGUUAUGUGCAAGCGAACAAAUUUUGUCACCAGAUAUGAUGGCACAACUUCCCAUCGGUUCGCCACUUCAUCAGUUUCAGGCGGCCCUCAACCACUCAGCGCUUACCGAUGUGAUCAACAAUCCAGGUGGGACGAAUCUAUUAACCUCGCCUCAACUGCCUUUGUUCCCUGGCCUACCACUUUUGCCGAUUUUGGACUACACACGAAUGCUGCCAGUUCCAAACAGUGAACGACGUGCUUCUGCUGGCGAAAAUCUCUUGAAUCCGGGUGCUAUAGAUAGUAUGAAUCACAAUGUUCAAUCCACUCCAACGGGUAAUGUAACUGGGAGUGUUGAGGAAGAAGGAGAAGGGUACCUUAACAAAUAUGCCGGUAAAAGGAAUACAGUGCAUGGCGCAUCGUCACCGUUCGGUCCUUCAUCUCCAGUGCCACGGCAUAGUCCGUACACGAAAGCGUCAUCUACAGAAAGGCGUAGUAGUUGGGCCUCGCCAGCAAUCACAGCUCAGCAGCACCAGCAAUUAGAGCGAUUGUAUCGACAGGCGAUAUCUAGUUCAGGCGGUACCGAUUUGAUGGGCAUCCAAGCUCUACAAAAGGAAUUCCAGCGACUUGGGCAAAUUGCUGCACAGGGUUGCAGUCCAACGGCGAGUAGAUCACCAACACACUUCUUCGAUCAUCGAACAGCACAAUUCGGAUGUCCUCGUAUCUCAAUUACGGAUGAGCAUAAUCGAAGCCUCGCACAAGGUUCCGGCUUAUUCGAUCCGGUUAAUUUGUUUGAACAAAAGGUGAACGAGAUGGUUUUCGGUCAGCGACCGGCUACAGUCAUUGGGUUUGCUUCAACGUCGAAGUCGGGGACUUCUUCGCCUGAGCAGAACGUCAAGUUGGACGAUAAAGACUGCAUAGACGAUAGAGUGAAGAGUUUCGUCUCCACUCUCCCUCUGGUCGAUGUGGUACAGGAGUUGAAAAAUUGUUUAAACGAAAUGCAAAUUCGCUUUGAGGAGACAAAUGAGGUUGUAUAUAUGGACCAGGAAAUGCGUCGCUUAUCACUCUCAACCGGCGUCGAAAUCGGUUGUGCUACCUUGCCUCCAGAACAAAAAUCGCAUGUGGAAUUUGCGAUAGUCGCCGGCGAUUCGCCGACGAGUGAGUUACUUUGUGAUGAACUAAUCUCGAGGUUGAGAACAUUAGACCCAACCGCAUUAUCAGAAUAA
This is a messenger RNA of Ostertagia ostertagi, 4173 nucleotides long. NCBI's taxonomy places the organism in Eukaryota, Metazoa, Nematoda, Chromadorea, Rhabditida, Trichostrongylidae. The record is from the annotation of a GenBank genome assembly.